Messenger RNA from Xylaria bambusicola, 684 nucleotides. Its product is annotated as Pam16-domain-containing protein. Gene Ontology annotation, cellular component: TIM23 mitochondrial import inner membrane translocase complex. The coding region runs from base 99 to 518 and encodes 139 amino acids. The record is from RefSeq and is a predicted model, not a curated record. Gene Ontology annotation, biological process: protein import into mitochondrial matrix. The transcript has 2 exons. Lineage: Eukaryota; Fungi; Ascomycota; Sordariomycetes; Xylariales; Xylariaceae.
ACAAGUCGCCAUCGACCUGCACCUGUUCGCGCGAGGCUCUACUUCACCAUACGUAUUCCUCCUUCACUGUACCCAAGUGGAACGGCUAUAUUCUAGAGAUGGCGCAUCGGAUUAUAACACAGAUAGUCAUCACUGGCAGCCGAGUUCUCGGUCGUUCCCUCACCGAAGCCUACAAACAAGCCCAAGCAUCAUCCAACUAUGCGCGGGCGCAAGCCAAAAUCAACCCCAAUGCUCCCACGCGGGGUGGUGCGGGCGCCAUGACCCUCGACGAAGCCUGCAAGAUCCUCAACGUCAAGCCACCACAGGGUGCCAGCACGAAUACCGAGGAGAUUAUGGAGCGCUUCAAGAAAUUAUUCGACGCCAAUGAUCCAGAAAAGGGUGGUAGCUUCUAUCUACAAAGCAAAAUCUUGAGGGCGAGGGAGCGCAUAGAAUCGGAAAUACGGCCGGCCAUGGAAAAAGCUGCGCAAGAGGCGGAAAUCAAAGAAGGAUUUAAGCCAAAGGUGUACAAGGAUCGGUAGUAAAGCGGAAUAAGGAGACUCAAGAGCAACGACACUGGGUCCCGUGGCUACCUCACUAGCCUUGUCGUUACGAAUUAGGGGCGAGCUUCGGGGGUAUGGACUCGACCAUUAGAAAAAGCAUCUUCACUCGACUGCUGCAUUGGCACGGCGUUCUUUGGUGUUUCGA